AUGUUACUGAACCCCGUCACCUCCACUCCCUUUUCGGUCAAUGACAUUCUGAGCCUGGAGCGUGAGCAUCUCAGCCCGGAUGCCUUGCAACUCCAGAGAACACCGAGGAGCCCGGAAAACUUUCAGUACCUGCGACGGGUCCCAGAACAGCGAGGGUCUGAGGUCCCCAGCAUCCGGAGCACAGACAGCGAAGACAGAAGGCAGGAAGGGUCGGAGCCUUCCGGGGAUCCCUGUGAGUUAGUCACAGAGAUGGAUGCUAGACCGGUGGGUGAGCCAGAGUCCGUCCUCUGCGGAGCCUCGUUCCCUGGCGGUGGGACCCGGGUGCCUGAGCGCUGCGAAGGGGACAGCGGUGGCGGCGCGCGCGGGGACGGCGCGGAGCAUCCCACUGCACGGCCCCGGCGGAAGCCGCGCGUGCUCUUCUCGCAGGCGCAGGUGUUGGCGCUGGAGCGGCGUUUCAAGCAGCAACGGUACCUGUCAGCCCCGGAACGCGAGCAUCUGGCUAGCGCGCUGCAGCUCACGUCGACGCAGGUCAAGAUCUGGUUCCAGAACCGACGUUACAAGUGCAAGAGACAGCGCCAGGACAAGUCCCUGGAACUGGCGGGCCACCCCCUAGCGCCGCGCCGGGUGGCGGUGCCCGUGCUGGUGCGCGAUGGCAAGCCCUGCCUGGGACCCAGCGCUCCCGCUUUCCCGGGCCCCUACGGGGCGGCAGCGGCGCCCUAUUCCUGCUACGGCCACUACGCGGGCGCUCCCUACUGUGCCGGCUACGGCGGCGGCUACGCGGGCGCACCCCCGGGUCCCGCGCCCCCAGUCCCCCAGGCCAGUUCGGGCUUCGGCGCAGGUGGGCCGAGCGCCAGCCCGCAGAGCCCUCUGCCCGCCACGCUGCAGGGUGUCAGGGCCUGGUGA
Messenger RNA from Budorcas taxicolor (takin), 903 nucleotides. It is a transcript of the gene NKX2-6, whose product is annotated as NK2 homeobox 6. Lineage: Eukaryota; Metazoa; Chordata; Mammalia; Artiodactyla; Bovidae. Gene Ontology annotation, cellular component: nucleus. Gene Ontology annotation, molecular function: RNA polymerase II cis-regulatory region sequence-specific DNA binding; DNA-binding transcription factor activity, RNA polymerase II-specific. The coding region runs from base 1 to 903 and encodes 300 amino acids. The transcript is spliced from 2 exons. Gene Ontology annotation, biological process: cell differentiation; regulation of transcription by RNA polymerase II. The record is from RefSeq and is a predicted model, not a curated record.